This is a messenger RNA of Stegodyphus dumicola, 924 nucleotides long. RefSeq lists its product as uncharacterized. NCBI's taxonomy places the organism in Eukaryota, Metazoa, Arthropoda, Arachnida, Araneae, Eresidae. The record is from RefSeq and is a predicted model, not a curated record.
AUGGAAAUUGGACCUACGACCAGAUUUAUGGAACGAGUUUUAGAUCAAUUCAAGAUCCCCAACAUGAUCUUCGGGGGUGACAUUAACUCCCAUAAUACAACCUGGGGUUAUCACACUACGGACCAAAAAGGAAGAGAAUUGGAAGACUUCAUCUGCUCUAAAAAUUUGGUGUUACACAACACAGCUAAAGCGCCACCCACCUUCGACAGCGUCUACGCGCAGGGAUGGCCUGACCUCAUACUGACGACCAUGCAUGUAGCCCCAUUACUCCAAGACUGGCAAGUAGACGACCAAGAAAGCCUUAGUGACCAUAAAUUCAUAACCUUCUCCCUCUCACAGACGACAUCCGUCACUAAGAUAAAACGUUAUAAUCUCCCUGGCAGGAAAUUACUCAGCUUCACUAAGAAAAUUAAAAUGCACCUUACGAAUCUUGAGGCCACACUACAGCAAGCGGUCACCUUACCAGAACUGGAGGACUUCUCCCUAAAGCUGCAAGAUACCUUGCAAACUGUCUGCAAUCAAAAUCUCCCUUCUAGGAAACCUCAGAGGGUGCAGGAAAUCAGCUGGUGGACAGGAGCAUUACGAACUCAGCAGCGCAAGUGCAGAGCACUACGACGAAGACUAAAAUAUGAGAGAAGACUGGAGAUUCCAUCAACCACACUCCCUAUCUUCCAAAGGGAACGUGCGAAAUAUAAAAAGAUGAUAAUCCAGGCCAAAGUAACCUCAUGGAGAGAAUAUUGUACACACACGAAAGAAAUCUAUGGGCUGCACCAUAAAAUAGCGACUGGGAAGGUCUUCAAGCCAUCUCAGCUACAAAUCCCGCACUCACAAUGCAGCAAUGAAGACUACACGGCCGAUACCUUAAAUGCAGUUUUAAACACCGUAUUCAGUCAAGAUGAUGCAGCUCAGGAUACUGCACAAUAA